AUGUUUCGUGGCUAUUUGAAGCCUCCUCUGUGGAAGAUGAUUGCUGAACUUAGUUACAUAUAUAGACAUAUAUGUGCUAAGCAUAUCUCAAAGAAAUUGAUGAUUCAAUUUGAGAAACAAAUCGCGGUGCUUGUAUGCAAGAUGGAAAAAGUAUUUCCGCCUGGAUUUAUGAAUGUGAUGCAACAUUUGCUAGUGCACUUACCUUAUGAAGCAUUGGUAGGAGGACCAGUGCAGUUCCGAUGGAUGUAUAGUCAAGAAAGAGAAUUGAAAAAACUUAGAGCUACUGUGCGGAACAAAGCAAGGGUUGAGGGGUGUAUCGCAGAGGCCUUUGCAGCUAAAGAGAUCACAAUCUUCUCAAGUCAGUAUUUAUCACACUCUAACAACGUGAAUGCUCAGUCAACACGGUAUCAUACUGAAGAAGAAGGUCCUUCGACCGACCUUAGUGUUUUUCUAUGGAAGGGGAAAGGGGUCGGGGCUUCUACUGCACAUUAUGUUGACAUAAGAGAGCGUAAUUUCACCAUGCUCUACUUGUACACCAACAUGGAGGAACUUGAUCCAUACUUUGAAAUGUUUGAUUCCAUAUAUUUAGCUGGCCACAAACCUACACCAAAGGAACUGGAUAAUCUACGUAUGAAAGGGAUGAAUGGAGGUCCAUGUUUCGUUGAAUGGUUCCACGAGCAUUGUAAGAAACUGGACUCUCUAGUCUCGGAUGAUUUGCGACAGAUAUCACAUGGUCAGUUGAAAGCAAGAAAAUAUAGCCGCUAUGAUAUUAAUGGAUACCGUUUUCGAACAUCAAAAUUAGAAAAAAUCCGCCCGCAGGCAGCCACGACAAACAGUGGAGUAGUAGCAACUGCCACAAAUGCAGACGGAGGCACUCAUGACUAUUAUGGUGUUCUUCAAGACAUAACGGAGUACACUCUUGGUGGGGCCAAAGAGUUCAUGUUUGUGUUAUUUGAUUGUGAAUGGUUUGAUCCUCAACAAACUCGAGAGGAUGAAUUUGGAAUUGUGGAGGUAAAGCAUGAAUCACGGUUUAAAGGCAGCGAUUAUAGCAAUGUUGUGCUUGCACAUCAAGCGCAACAGGUGUACUAUCUAACAUAUCCUCAUGAAAACUUGAAGUCUUGUUGGGUUGUAUACAAAAUUAAUCCUGAAGUCCAUCCGUUACGAUAUGAUUAUUACAACACAAAUAACGAAGAUGAUGAUUCUGUUAAUAUUUAUCAAGAAGAAGGCGAUCAAAGAACCAGGUCCUUCUAG
Zea mays is the source of this 1251-nucleotide messenger RNA. RefSeq lists its product as uncharacterized. The transcript is spliced from 3 exons. The record is from RefSeq and is a predicted model, not a curated record. Bases 1 to 1251 code for a protein of 416 amino acids. Lineage: Eukaryota; Viridiplantae; Streptophyta; Magnoliopsida; Poales; Poaceae.